AAGUUGGUUGAAUAAAAUUAAGAACAUGGAAUAUAAUAAGGAUGCAGUUGCUUGAGCACCGUUUCUUCCAUGUAUUCUGCAGAUUGGUGGCCUGAAUGAUUGAUUGAUAAGCAGCAUACGCAAGACUACAAGAAAACAUUGUCUGUUGCUGCUGUGUUUGCCAAAACUGGUGCAGAGUCACGUGUUCUGAAAUGCAGUUGAAAAAAAUGAGGGAAAUUUUACCAAGAUUGUACCCUGGCCAAGUUAAUGAUAAAAAUAAUUCUUUAACUACAUCCCCAAAGCAAUCUUCUCAGGAUAAAUCAAAUCCAUCAAAAGAGGAUGAUGACCAAAACUGCUGUUACCAAGGUACUGAGGCUGAGAACAAUAAGUUGUCACUGAUAAGCUGUAUAAAAUGCAGAAGUGUUCAGAAAAUUUCAAUGCAAGAUAUAGAAAAGCAUAAGAAGCUUGGGUGGACUGAAGACAAAAGUUUCAUCUGCAAGAAGUGCAGUCAUAUUACACCACCAGCUUUCCAUUUUUUUCCUGAGGGUACCAAUGCUUUAGACUUUGAAAAACAUGGAAAAAAAUCCCCAAGUAAAACCCAGAAAACAUUUAAAGUUAAAAACUUUCUGCCAGGUAAAUACUACUGUGAUAAAUGUAGAUUUUCAACAAAGGAUCCUUUACAGUACAAAAAGCAUGUAGGUCAACAUGAAGAAAUUAAAUUUAUUUGUUCCCACUGUAGUUAUGUAUCCUACACCAAAGGAGAAUUCCAGAGACAUUUGGUGAAACACACUGGAACUUUUCCGUAUCAGUGUGAAUACUGUGAAUAUGGUGCUGUUAGACAUGACUAUAUAGUAAAACAUACAAGAAGAGUACAUGAAACACCCACAAAACGGCUGUCAAAUACUAUAAUAAACUACAAGCAAAAGAAGCAGAGUCAAAGCACUUUAUUUGAAAAGCAGAUAUAUAAUAAAAUUCCUUUUCAGAAUGAAUUUUCAAAUUCAUCUUCAAAUAUGGUUUCUGAGAUUCGAAGUAAAGCAACUAAAACAGUCUGUUUGUCUCAUGAUGUAGAAUGUAGCAUAAACACAGCAUCAGUCCAGGAUAAACCCAUAUUGGAACCAUCUGAAAUAAGGGUAUGUGAGAAUCAAAGUGUGGAAGUUGAGGUUUAUUCUCCAAAAACAGAGCCUUUACAGCCUGGGAUGCCUUUAACAGUAAUUGCACCAUCUGAACUUGUAGUUCCUUCUAACUGUUUAGCUCAGAUAGUAGAGAUUAAAAUAGUGAAUGGAGCACAACAGCUGGUUCUUAAACUAAUUCCUAUGAAAGAGGCAACUUACAAACCUGUGAACGGUGCUGAAGAGGAACUUGAGAAUCAAGAUACAGAACGAUCUGCAGAAGGAAAAAAAAAAUCUGUGUCUCAAAAUGAGUUACUAACUAUGGAAGUGAAUGUAGACAAAUUAUCCAGUGUUAGUAACCAGCUUAAUUUGGAUAGUACAUAUGACAAGAAUUCUGAAUGUCUUUGUUUUUCUGAUUCUCAACUCUCAGACUGUAACUCUGUAUCUAUACAGAGGGAAGAUGCAUCAAAAGUAUGCUUUCAUUUGGUGAAAGGUAUUGAUGUCCAUUCAGGUGUUAUAGAACUUUGUUCUCCGUCUCUGGUGAUGAAUACUUCUGAAAAAAAAAGUGAUUUUAAAUCUUCAAGGUGGGAAGUAGAUGGAAAAAAUAACUUACAUUAUGACCUGUAUUGUUAUGAAGAAGGUGUGGAUAUCCCCCCAAAAAAGUAUGCUGCUAUUUCUGGAGAUAAGAGUUACAAGAACAUCUCAGUAGAGGCUGCUCAGGAGGGCAAAAAUUUUUCUGCAGUCCUUAAACAAAAGGAUCCAUUGCCUCUAAAGAGGGAUGACAAAGAAUGUAGGAGUCUGCCACUCAACUCUACAGAAACACAUUUAGCUGGUAAGGGUUUUGAUAAAAAAUCUGUUACAUCUUUUGAAGCAGGAAAAAACUUUCAUGUCACUAAAACUCCACCUUACGAGGACAUGACUUUUGGCUUUAGUGAAGUAAAGAGAGCUGAAACCAUAAGUCAAAAGAACAAUCUUCUUCUGGAAUCAUUGGAACUACAGAACCUGGAAAAUAAAGGCAACCCUUUUGAGGGACCUGUUAUUUCGUCUGUAUUUUCUCUUAGCUCUGGGGCUGAAAACGUUCCAGAGAGCGUCAGAUGGGAUGACGCAAGAUGCAGUAAGAAGUCAGCAACAUUGCUGUGUAGAAAGAUUGCUCAGCUAAUGUCCGCUGCUGAAUCUAACAUGAAAUCCAUGCCUUUGAGAUGUCAAGCUUCUAGUAAAAAGGUGCUUUUCCCUCAAGAAAAUUCUGCAAGCUGUGAGAGAGUUGUUCCUGCCACUGAAGGGGAACAGUCUGCAUCUUUGCCUCAGGUGCAUGGUGGAAACAGUGUGAUUAGUAAUGAAGAACACUGUAAAGAUCAGCUGCUUACCUUUGCUAGAACAUCUAAAAGCAGGGUGACUAAAAAUUCCCAUGUUGCUUCUCCAGUGUUUAUCCCCAAAGGGACAAUGCUGAGAGUGCUGAAUGCUACUAGUAGUCAAAACUCAAAUGGAAUAGAAAACAGGAGUGAAACAUCAUCUCCUUCUACGUAUUGCAGUGAAAUGUUUCUGCCUCGCCCGGUCCCUGUCAAUGUUUCUGAGACACUUAGCAGUAAUUUGCCGUGUUUGCCUAAUCUGAAUGAACUGAAUGCUGAGUCUCGAAUUGUAUCACUCAGGCAAAGACCAAAGCGAGAGGCAAGUAUUAAAAAUAAUAGCAAACAAACUGGUGUACCAUUUCAGAAAAGCAGUGAUGUGAGUAAGCAAAGCAAACACUAUUCAAAAAGUCAUCUAGGUUCCAAAAAUAAGGCAAAACAAGCAAGCUUCAGGGAACUUCCUAAGAGGAAAACAAGAACUCAAUCAGAAACCAGUUCAAGUUCGGACAUGUCAUAUCUGUUGACAGCAAGACGUCUCCGGCUUGUCCCUCUGAAAAUGAAUCAGUUGAUAAAAUGCCCUCGUCGUAACCAGCCAGUUGUGGUACUAAACCAUCCCGAUGUUGACUCACCAGAGAUAAUUAAUGUCAUGAAGACUAUCAACAAGUAUAAAGGUCAAGUCUUGAAAGUAGUUCUGUCAGAAAGGACAAGUAGUUGUCUUGGUGUCAAACGUCAUCGAAAGCGUCUUACUCUUCAGAAUGUUGAGACAGGAAACCAAGCAAAAAAGCAGAGUAUGCUAAAAAUGAAACUAAAAAAGACCCAUAAAAACAACUACCAGGUGGUGGAAACUUCACCAGCUGACACACUUCAAUGUAUGUUUAAGUGUUGGUUUUGUGGAAGAGUAUAUAUGGACCAAGAAGAAUGGAUAAGUCAUGGACAGAGGCACUUGAUAGAGGCAACCAAGGGCUGGGAUGUUCUUUCUCUUCCAGCAAAAAAGCAUUAAUUGAGAGACGAGAGGGGGUUUCCUCUCUUAUUUUUAAUGAGUGCUACUAACUUGCUUGGAAAGUAAGAUUGAAAUAACUGCUUUAUUUUGCCAAAAGGUCUCUCCUGUUAGCAAAGUGGGAGAAGAGAGUAGAGUUAUAGAGACACAGAGAAGUUGAUAGUGAGGAUUAAGCACUACUUUGCACUCUCAUGUUUGAGGUUUGUAUUAGAGGUCAGCUUUGUCUCUUCCGUAGGAUAGAUUUGAAAAAGAUUUGCUAUGCAAGCAUCUUUCUAGUAACCAUUCUUUGUACUAGGAUACUGUGCUGUAACUGGUUUGUGCUAGGUCUAUAUGGAUUAAAAUCUUAGAUGAUGAUAUCUUUGUAAAUUUAACAGGGUUUAGUUUGCUUUAUUA
Molecule: messenger RNA, 3821 nt
Organism: Antrostomus carolinensis (chuck-will's-widow)
Lineage: Eukaryota; Metazoa; Chordata; Aves; Caprimulgiformes; Caprimulgidae
Gene: ZNF518B
Product: zinc finger protein 518B
Exons: 1
Coding region: 192-3431 (1079 amino acids)
Source: RefSeq, a predicted model, not a curated record